AUGGGCAAAAUGAGAUCUCCCCUUAGUGUCUCUAACAACACUUAUAUAAGUUUUUAUAUUAAUUCAUACAUCCUUUGCAUUAAACAUUUCAAAAAGGAAACUUCAUUGCCUCUAGCUAGUGAUAGUUUUUCAUAUAGUUGGUUAUCAAACUCCAAUAAUUCCCCUGUUGAUUUUCUUGAUGAGGAGCCUCAUAGAGAAUCUUUUAGUAGUUUCUAUGGAGAUACUACCUUAGAAGAAUUCAAUACCUCAAAUAAUGUCCAGAAUUUCAAUUUUGAUACAUGUAUCACUCAAUCAAAUUUUGUGCUUGUUCAUGCUGAUGAGAUUUUCUCUAAUGGCAUUCUUACACCUGUUUUUGUUGAUUCUUCAAAAAUAGAGUUGUUGUGCAAUACUCAAGAUCCUAUUCAAACAAACAUUGGUGCUUCUUUUUCUACUAGAAGAUUAACUUCAAAAAAUAUGGAAAUUCAUCAUGGUUUUCUUACAAGGUGGAGAAAAUCAACAUGGAGAACUUUGCUACAAUUUUUUAGGUAUUUCAAUCCAUUAAGGCAAAAAUUGGGGAAAUCAACGAAAAACAAUAAAGUUGAUGAUGUUGAUAAGAUAGAUUGGAAAGCAUCUCCUAUUGGUGAUUUUCAUAUUGAUCAUGAUAACUCAAUUUAUGAUGCAGUCCUCCAUUGCAAAAGAUCAAUAGGAAAAUGAUCUAAGAUAAAGAGGAGAGUUGUAGGAGGAAUUGGUGAGCACCUAGAAAAUGUAUGAUGGCUGAUUGAGCAUUCCAUUUUGUUCUUGGUGUCGUUUCUUUCUACUGAUAUAUUUGUCUUCUUUCUUUCAUGUUACUUGUAUAUUUCAAUGCAGAAAAAACUGUUUUUGGUUGACAGACCACCAGCUGUGAAAUUUAAAAUGAAUAAAUUUUAUGAAUGUUGGAUCAUAUUGCUCCUUGAUAUAUAAUUAAUAAGUCUAGAGUAUAUUUAUAUAUUUAACAUAGAAAAGGUAUAGAAAGUAUUUAAAAGUGUGUACUAAUUAUGAAUUUAUGAAUGUCCUCUUACAAGUAAGUCUUGAAUUCUCUAAUUGUACCUUUAAUUUACCUCCUUGUACUUGACAUUUGUAAUUAAACAAAUUGUGAGUUCUCUAUUAUAAACACUUAUCUUCCUUUAAUAAAGUGGUAUCUGAGUUUCAUUUGUAAAAGUUUAGAGAAAAAAAUUGAGAGAUAGUAAGUUGUGACAACACUACUUUCCAUUUUCUUCUUCUUACAAAUGAGAUUUAUGAAAAAUUGUGUCAUGGCAUAAAAUCAUUGUCUGGCUCUCAAGGUGUGUAGGGGAUUAUGGAGAGGUUGUCUCAAAAUGAGAAUGGGAGUGAGACAUUGUGAACAAAAAGAAGAAAGAUCAUUGUGUUCUCACCCUCAUCCAUCAAUAUUUAGAUGAUGAUAUGUUUUAGAAGGUUGUUGAUGCUACUUGUUCAAAGGAAUCUUGAGAGAUUUUUGUGAAAUCAAACCAAGACAUUGACAAAGUGAAUGGAGUUUUGAAUAUGAAAGAUUCUGAAUGAAUUUUGGAUUACUGUUCAAGAAUGAAGGCAAUUGUAAAUCAAAUGAAAAGAUAUGGAGACAAAAUAAAAGAUGUUUGUGUGGUGGAGAAGAUUAGUUCCUUAACUCCUAAGUUUGAUUGUAUGGCGUGUUAUUGAGGAAUAACAAAAAACCUGACUCAACAUCAAUUAAAGAAAUAAAAGGUUCUUUGUAAGCUUAAAAAAAAACUAAAGAAAUAGCAAGAAGAGUCAUUGUUAGCAAGUUCUCAAAAUCAAAUCUUCAUUUAUGGAUGACGUAGGAUUAAAUAAAGUUGGUGUGGACAAGAGAAUGAAAACAUGGUCCUAGCUAAGGAGGAAGAGGCAACAAUGAUGAAUCAAUCUACGAGGAAAAAUGUCAUUUAUCAUCAAGAAUUCGUAGAAGAAUGAGGUUUAUGAAUAUUAUCAAAGUGAAAGGAGGUAUGACAAAUGUAAAGUUGAAUGUUAUAAUAGUCAUGAAUUUGGUCAUUUUCUUGAAAAUGUCGUAAUGCUCUUAAGCAAGAGGAAGAAAAGUCUAAUCUUGUUGAUGAAGAUGAGAAGCCAACUUUGUCGGUAAAAUCCAAGGAAGGGGAGAGAGAGGACAAGAGAGAGAUGUUAAUAGUACGGUAAUUGGACAAUGAAGCAUAUAUGUGGAUGCAAGGAAAAUUUCUGUGAAGUUUAAUGAGAAGGUAAAUAGAAUUGUUCUCUCUGUAGACUCAUCAAGAGUGCCAAAAUUGUAAAUAACAUCUCAAUACAAUUUAAGUAUAAUAUCAACUUCUAACUACUUAAAAACA
Molecule: messenger RNA, 2318 nt
Organism: Cicer arietinum (chickpea)
Lineage: Eukaryota; Viridiplantae; Streptophyta; Magnoliopsida; Fabales; Fabaceae
Source: RefSeq, a predicted model, not a curated record